AUGGCUUUUGAUUCUGUGGAUCAAUAUAGAACUCACUUGAAGAAUUAUGCAAUUCAAGAGGGUUUUGAAAUUCAUAGGCUCAAGAAUGAGAGGACGAGAGUAACUAUUAUAUGUGCAAAUGGUGGUUGCCCCUGGAGGAUACAUGUUUCACCUGCAGCUGAUGGCAAAACUUUUAUUGUAAAAUCGUAUACAGACAGACAUACUUGUAGUGGAAGAAAGACAAAAAUUGCAGCAGCUAACUCUAGGUGGGCAGCAAGUAAACUUGCUCCCCACAUCAAGGCAAAUCCUUCCAUGACCAUUAAAAGCAUACACGCAAUGAUGAGGGUACAGUGUGGACUGAAACCAAGCAAUCAACAAUUGUACAGGGCAAGAAUGAUGGCUAAAGAAGAUAUUGAAGGCAAUCAUGUAAAGUCAUUUGCACAGUUGCUAGCAUAUUUGGAAUUGGUUGAUCAAUAUAACCCAGUCACAGUAAUCAAGAUUGAGUUUGUGGAGAGACAAGAUAUGAAUGAAAAUCCUAUGUUUAAAAGGUUAUUUGUGUGUUUUAAAGCAUGUAUAAAAGGUUUUUUACAAGGGUGCAAACCAUUUAUAGGACUAUGGGGGAAUUUUCUGGCAGCUACAACAUCGGAUGGAGAUAAUGAUUUAUUUCCUGUUGCAUUUGGGGUGGUAGAGGUUGAGAGGAAGGACAGUUGGAUGUGGUUCCUUGUUUGCUUAUACAUUGCUCUACAAUCUGAGGUAGAUUAUGUACCCCACUCGACCUUUAUGCCUGAUAAACAAAAGGUUACUAAAUGCAUUUUUCUUAAUUUAUGCAAUAUUGAGAUCUACCUUUGGGUUGCUGCCAAAGCAUACACUCUUGCUGACUUGCAGAAAGCAAUGGUUGAGAUGAAGGAUAUAAGUGUAGAUGCUCAUGACUGGUUGAUGAAAAAUCCACCAUCAAGAUGGUCAAGACAUGCAUUUGAUCAAGGAGCCAAGAUUGACCAUGUGACUAACAACAUGACCGAGUCAUUCAACCAAUGGAUUGCACCAUAUAGAGACAAGCCAAUUGUGAAUUUGAUUGACCAACUUAAGGUGCAACUGAUGACAAGGUUUCAGAAGAGGUAUGCUAGUGCUUGCACAUUCAAGGGUACAAUAACACCAGCUGUUAGGAAGAGAUUGGAUUCAAUUGAAAGAGCUGCAUGGGGUUACACUGGAUAUGCAGCAGGUCUAUAUGAGUUUGAGGUCAAUGAUAAAGAUCACACAGUUGUGGUGAAGUUGGCUGACCGAACUUGUAUUGUUUGA
Molecule: messenger RNA, 1275 nt
Organism: Telopea speciosissima
Lineage: Eukaryota; Viridiplantae; Streptophyta; Magnoliopsida; Proteales; Proteaceae
Exons: 2
Coding region: 1-1275 (424 amino acids)
Source: RefSeq, a predicted model, not a curated record